This is a messenger RNA of Chaetomium globosum CBS 148.51, 468 nucleotides long. RefSeq lists its product as uncharacterized. The record is from RefSeq and is a predicted model, not a curated record. Bases 1 to 468 code for a protein of 155 amino acids. The transcript has 3 exons. Lineage: Eukaryota; Fungi; Ascomycota; Sordariomycetes; Sordariales; Chaetomiaceae.
AUGGCCUCAGAGCCUCGCUCACUCGCAAGAGAAGUGGUGGCGAGCUUGCGUAACUUGGGUGACUCGGCAGCUCGGCGGACUCACCUCGGUCAGCGAUUGCCGUCCGGUUUGCCCUCUGCCAAGGUCCCGAUGACGCUACAUGAUGAUCCCGGUGGGUCGAACCGGAUGACGGGCGACCAUGCGGCUCUUCUUAGCUGCAGAAAGAAGCGAAGAAAUGGUUACAUCCCGUUGCCCGGUGAUCGAUACGUGGUGCCUGGGCAAGGCUUAACGGCGGAACGUGGAGGCGGCAAGCACUCAUCGAUAAACCAUAUGCGAGCGGCCGAUGGCUGUGCCCCUCGAUUCGUCCUCCCCAUAGCUGCCAAAAACCGGGACCAGUCAACGAGCCAGAUGACGUUGUCGCCAUCCCCACCUGAGACUCAGCCUCGACACAUUCGCCAGAAUCUCCCACGCAGGUGGCUGCCCGAAUGA